UCUCGCAACGCGUUACGCCAGUCCUUACUUUGGGAUUGGACAUAGCAUCAGACCUGGGGGCCGUCUGGGGGUGAGCGACUAGCCAUACAUACGGACAGGUACGACGGUUCAGCAAAAAGUUUAUUUUCCCCCCGGGUUCACAAAGCACCAGACACGGUCGACUUGUUCUCCGGGUCGCGGGAAACGGCCACGCUUAAAUACUGCCGGCCACCUCUCGCAUCCUGACGAUUCGUUCAAUCCCAAGACCUUUUCGUUCCAGGCCUCUCUAGACUGAAACGCAUCCCUGCUGGCCGGGUUGGCAGACACUCGCUCAGAUAUUUUGAGUUCGGAAUUCUUGGUCCCGACUUUGGCCUUCUUCUUCACAAUAUUUAAUAUCUAAUACCGUGCCCGAAGCAUUCGACCGAGCUAGAAAACGCCCGUCUCGGCUCUCGAGGUUGUUUAUGCUCCAACCCGUGCCCGGCGCUUGACGAUCUUGCAACCUACCCAGCAUAAGCGCAGAAGAUCGUGGACUAGGAAGACAACAGGAUAUCAACUUGGGAAAGACCCUGAAAAUGCCCGCCCAAACCAAGCUCGCUCCUCUCAGGCGUGCCGCUCCCACCAGGUUCGAGUUCCUCGACGACAACGACAGCGACAGCAAGAACGACAUUGACCAACCUCUGUCUGCAUCUCAUGCGGCUACGGGCCUGGGCAUAAGUGCUAGAGUAUCUGGACACAAGACCGUCCCGGUGCAACCCCCGCCCAGAAACCCGCGACGUCUCACAGCCGUUCAGCAAAAACAGACCUACCGACCCUACCGACCCACCUCAUCAAUCUACUCGGAAAUUUCUCCGCCUCUUGCACCCCACGACCCCAAGCAACCUAGCACGCUGGCGUCCCAUUACUUUCAACGCUAUCGAGGGGGCGAGGAGAUUUCGCCCCCCAGCUCGCCAGAGCCGAGCUAUGCUCAGCCCCACCAUCGGCCUCCCAUCCUUCCACCGGGCGAUGUCUCGCCGAUCGAGGAAGAAUAUGAGGAGACGGCGCAAGGAGCUUCCGAACCUCAGCCCUAUGGGAGGACCCAACAUCCACACUUUUACCAGGGUCCGGGUUCCCACUCACCUCCAUCGAAGCUCAAUGCUGCGGCCAGCAUCAACGUGAUGCCCCGUGGCCAGCGCAGACUUUCGGACGCGGCCCUUCGCAAUACUCAUGUGAAUCGUGCACCCCCAUCGCGACAACCCCGGGCCCCGGGACCGGGUUUACCUUUGUUUGAUCCGGUAACCGGCGAACAUCUGGACAGCGCGCAUGGCCGUCCGCUGAACAGGCCUCCGCCGGGUGCCCCCCAUGGCCCAGAUCCGAGAUCCGCUCGCCAGCCGCCGCCGCCGCCGCCGUUUGCAGGGCCACAGCCGAAAAUGGCUUCUGCCAGGGAUAGAAUGAUGAGGAUGAUGAGCGCGAGCCCACGAGAAAGCGGGUCAGACCCAGCAGCAGGAGCUUUCGCGGCCAAUCGUCCUGGUUGGCGUGGACCAAGCGGUCGAACAGCUAUCGUUGAUCCCGUCCGUGGUCCUCCUAAGGUCCCCCCACUGAGGAUACCCGAUCGCGAUGGUAGACGGGUUGUGUCGCAAGAUUCCGGACCCAGUCAAAGACCCGAGUUGUCUCUGGGUAUUCCUAGACGGAAUCAAAUAUCCCCGCCAGCUCGUGCUGGUGCACCGAUGGGGUUUGCGCCACGGGACCCCGGCCAGAGAGUCAUAUCCUCGUCUCAGGUUCACCCGCAGUCUGCGACGACACCGCGACCGCUGAGAAGUCCAAUUUAUCCGAGUCCACCGUAUUCUGCGAUUACCCCACGAGGAGAUGCACCGUUCGUAGCAGCCCAGCAGCUCAAACGUGACGGUAUGGGUCCUCAACCUCCGAUGGCGUUCACCCCUGUUUCACCAACAAACACUUCUGUGAACUCCAGCCCACAGAGCUCACAGCCGAAAUCGGUUCAGAGGAAGCCCACCUCAUCUUACGCCAACCAUCAAUCCCAGGACUCUUUCUCUUCAGUUUACUCCCAGCAGCAACCUGAGGUGCCGAGACCGAAGCAACAGCCUCCUACCCCCCAACCCGUGGCUGCCAACCCGCUUCCGGCCGAUGAACCUUGUAUAAAACCCCCUUCGCGUUUCAGCGUGACAACGUAUGCGUCCAGCAUAUCCACCAUAACCCACGCCCCACGCGAGUCCCUGGAUGAUUUCCAUGACAAUAGUGAUUACCAGCCCUCAUUAUCCAGCAUUUCGCAGCGGCGUCGUUCAGAGAGCCCCAAGGACGAAGAGCCGGUACAAUCCAUCAUGAACAGGAGCAGACCCAAACUUGAAGGCUUCGACUACAAGAAAAACCAAGUCCCCAUCGUCGUCUCCCUCAAAGACCAAAUCGUCUCCCCCUACGAGAGUGUCGUCGACCGCGAAUCUCCCGCUGCCCGCGACCGUCGAGUCGGUAUCGCAAAUGGAUUCAAACCUACUCCCAGGCGCGUCUCCGCCACCCCCUCCGACAUCAACAAAUCCCUCCCUCCGGCUCCUCCUGAACUCGAAGCUUUGUCCCUCCACGACGGCAAGCCUUCCAGCCCUAAAGACCUCACCGCCUCUGAGCGCGUAGCGCUCUACGACGCGCAAAUCCAGGCCCUCGGUAACCGUCGCAUCAACAUCACCCGCUCCAUCAAACAGAUGACAGAGCUGAUGCCGACGGACAACAUUUUGAACAGCGAGGCGGUCCGCCGCAAGCGCGAAACAGAAAAACAAAAAGUCGAAGGCCUAAAAACAGAGCUGGCAGAGGUGCAGAGGCAGAUGUACGAGCUGGGACUGAAGUUGCAUCGGGCGUAUAAGAGGCAAGAGAAGGAGGCGACUUUUGAGCCUACUACGCUUUGGGUGAGGAGGGUUACUGGGUGAGGGGUUGGAUAAAGAGGGAGCUGGUGUGGGACAUGGCAAUUGACUUGCUUUUUGUCAGUCAUAUUUGAACAUGUGACAAGUUCUUUUUCCUAUGUAUGUCUUGGGAGGACGGUCCUCUUCUUCUUUAUGAAGAGCAUGCAUGCUACAAGCGAGCGGGUACUAGUGCCGCGGUGCAGUUCAAGUGGAGUUUAGGCAUGAGCUGUGGGGUUUUCUUACUGCUCUUUUUGCGAUACGUAUAAUGACGACCAAGUAAAGUUUUCGUAUUUGUAUCUGUAUGGAUGACAUGUUGGGGCAGUUAGUGGGAUAGUUCCAACGGCAGAUGGAAGGAAAUAAUGGAUUGACUAACUGCAUACCAUUUGGUCUUCCAUACGUACAAUAUGUGAAAAGCAGUACAGUUGAGAAUAAUUAUCGUACAAAUUGCAUAGUCAAUUGUACAAUAGCAUGCACAUGAACAGAAAGUCCCAACUCAACUCGGUACUACCAAGAGUCCAC
Neurospora crassa OR74A is the source of this 3380-nucleotide messenger RNA. RefSeq lists its product as hypothetical. Bases 552 to 2888 code for a protein of 778 amino acids. The transcript is spliced from 2 exons. Lineage: Eukaryota; Fungi; Ascomycota; Sordariomycetes; Sordariales; Sordariaceae. The record is from RefSeq and is a predicted model, not a curated record.